This is a messenger RNA of Xenia sp. Carnegie-2017, 614 nucleotides long. Its product is annotated as nucleoside diphosphate kinase-like. Gene Ontology annotation, molecular function: nucleoside diphosphate kinase activity. Gene Ontology annotation, biological process: CTP biosynthetic process; GTP biosynthetic process; UTP biosynthetic process. Lineage: Eukaryota; Metazoa; Cnidaria; Anthozoa; Malacalcyonacea; Xeniidae. The record is from RefSeq and is a predicted model, not a curated record.
ACGUAGUUAAUUUUCACGUGGACACGGCAUUGUAGAAUUAGAAAGUUGUAUCUGCUUGGAGAACAGUCGGCAGUAUUGUAGCAAACAAUAAUCUAUAACAUCAUGAGUUCAGAAAGAUCGUUUAUUAUGAUUAAACCGGACGGUGUUAGUCGUGGUCUUAUUGCCGAUAUCAUCAAACGAUUUGAGCAAAAAGGAUUCAAAUUAGUUGCCAUGAAAUUCAUGAAGGCAAAUCAAGAACUAUUAAAGAAACAUUAUUCUGAACUUAGUUCUAAACCAUUUUUUGAUGGCUUGGUAAAAUUUAUUUCAUCAGGACCUGUGGUGCCUAUGGUAUGGGAAGAAGGUGUGGUUAAAACUGCUCGUCAAAUGCUUGGAGAGACUGACCCUGCAAAGUCUUUACCUGGAACAAUACGUGGUGAUUAUUGUAUUGAUAUUGGAAGAAAUAUUAUUCACGGCAGUGACUCUGUUGAGACUGCAAAACGGGAAAUCAAGUUGUGGUUUAAAGAUGAAGAGCUUGUUGAUUGGAUACCUAAUAAUGCUUCUUGCGUCUAUGAAUAGAUUUUAUGCAAUUUGUAAUCUAUUUUCCUUCAAUGAAAUAAUAAUUCCUUGAAAUGUCA